CCAAUUAGCGGGUCCAAAGUGACCCAUAUAAAUUGAGAAUCACUUUUCUAGGGUUAUACCUUCUGCUCUGAAAGUAGCUCUGCACACCUCUUGCAGCUGCCGCGAGAAAUCAGCCAGACAGAAAGGGCUUAUCUUAUUUUCGCUCGGCAGCCAUGAUUAUUCCAGAGAAGAACCGGAAAGAAAUCUGCAAGUACCUUUUCCAAGAGGGAGUCUGUUAUGCAAAGAAGGAUUACAAUCUUGCAAAACACCCAGAGAUUGAUGUUCCCAAUCUGCAAGUGAUUAAGCUAAUGCAAAGCUUCAAAUCCAGAGAGUAUGUUCGAGAGACAUUCGCAUGGAUGCACUACUACUGGUAUCUUACCAAUGAUGGGAUUGAGUUUCUGAGGACUUAUCUCAAUCUUCCAUCAGAAAUUGUGCCUGCCACCUUGAAGAAAUCUGCAAAGCCUGCUGGUCGCCCAAUGGGUGGUCCUCCUGGUGAUCGUCCAAGGGGCCCACCUCGAUUUGAGGGAGACCGUCCAAGGUUUGGUGACCGUGAAGGGUACCGUGGAGGCCCUCGUGGCGGUGAUUUUGGUGGUGAGAAGGGAGGAGCCCCUGCAGAUUUCCAGCCAUCCUUUAGGGGUGCUGGUGGAAGGCCUGCCUUUGGCCGUGGUGGUGUUGGAUAUGGUGCAGCUCCAUCAGGUUCAGGAUUUCCUUGAAGAGAUGCCUGUUUUCUUAAUUUAUCUUUGUCUCAGAUUUAGUGGGUCAUGUCUAAGACCAAUUCUAAGCCUUUGUUGAAUUCUCUAUAGCAUUUUGUUUUGUAUGCUUUUAAGUGGAAUUUUCUGAGCUUAUUAUGAGAUCGUAAAUUUUUUCCCA
Mangifera indica (mango) is the source of this 849-nucleotide messenger RNA. RefSeq names its product 40S ribosomal protein S10-1-like. The record is from RefSeq and is a predicted model, not a curated record. NCBI's taxonomy places the organism in Eukaryota, Viridiplantae, Streptophyta, Magnoliopsida, Sapindales, Anacardiaceae. Bases 153 to 692 code for a protein of 179 amino acids. The transcript is spliced from 5 exons. Gene Ontology annotation, cellular component: cytosolic small ribosomal subunit. Gene Ontology annotation, molecular function: structural constituent of ribosome; RNA binding.